AUGCGCGUCCGGGCAUCCGCUGCCGCUGGCGGCGACGCGAAGCCCACGAACGUCCUCGUCGUGGGGGGCGGCGGCCGGGAACAUGCGCUGAGCUGGCGCCUCGCCGCGUCCCCGUCGUCCGGGUUCGUCUUCUGUGCGCCAGGAAACGCAGGAAUCGCGCAGGAGGACGACGUCACCGUCGUUCCGGGCCUCGACAUCAACAGCCACGACUCCGUGGCCGCCUUCUGCCGCGCCAACGACAUCGGCCUGGUGGUCAUCGGGCCCGAGGCGCCGCUCGUCGACGGCAUGGCCGACGCGCUCGACGCCGCCAACAUCCCCGUGUUCGGCCCCAGCAAGGCCGCCGCUCGCCUCGAGGGAAGCAAAGCCUUCAUGAAGGACAUCUGCAAGGCGGCCAACAUCCCGACGGCAGCGUACGAGGUGUUCACGUCCCCGGACGCGGCGAAGGCGUACAUCCGCGAGCGCGGCGCGCCGAUCGUGAUCAAGACGUCGGGCCUCGCCGCGGGCAAGGGCGUCACGGUGGCCAUGACGGUCGAGGAGGCCCUGGGGGCGGUGGACGCCAUGAUGGUCGACAAGGUGUACGGAGACGCGGGCUCGCAGGUCGUGGUCGAGGACUUUUUGAGCGGCGAGGAGGCGUCGUUCUUCGCGCUGUGCGACGGGUCGGACGCGAUCGCGUUCAUGUCGGCGCAGGACCACAAGCCCGCGUACGACGGCGACAAGGGGCCCAACACCGGAGGCAUGGGGGCGUACUCGCCCGCGCCCGUGAUGACGCCGGAGAUCGAGGAGCGCGUGAUGGCGGAGAUCGUGCGGCCGCUCGUCAAGGGCAUGGCCGACGCAGGCUGCCCCUACAAGGGCGUGUUGUUCGUGGGUCUCAUGAUCGACGACACGGGCGCGCCGCGACUGGUGGAGUUCAACGUGCGGUUUGGCGACCCCGAGUGCCAGGUGCUGCUCACGCGGCUGCAGUCGGACCUGUGCGACGUCCUGGUGCGCGCGUGCGGGUCCCAGCUCGGCGAGAUCACCGUCGAGGCGUCGCCCGACACGGCGCUGACUGUUGUCAUGGCCGCCAAGGGGUACCCGGGGUCGUACAAAAAGGGGACCCCGAUUCUGGGCCUCGACGGCGUGACGGGCGCCAAGGUGUUCCACGCCGGCACCGCGGAGGGCGAGGACGGCGGCAUCGUGGCUGCGGGGGGGCGGGUGCUGAGCGUCACGGCCAGCGGGAGGGACGCGAGGGAGGCGCAGGAGAGGGCGUACGCUGCGGUGGAUCAAAUCGACUGGGAGGACGGGUUCUGCCGGCGGGACAUCGGCUGGCGGGCGGUCGCGCGGCUCGACGGGCAGUAG
Messenger RNA from Pedinophyceae sp. YPF-701, 1335 nucleotides. The record is from the annotation of a GenBank genome assembly. NCBI's taxonomy places the organism in Eukaryota, Viridiplantae, Chlorophyta, Pedinophyceae.